This is a messenger RNA of Pundamilia nyererei, 4016 nucleotides long. Its product is annotated as tripartite motif-containing protein 16-like. The transcript is spliced from 2 exons. Bases 1591 to 3672 code for a protein of 693 amino acids. NCBI's taxonomy places the organism in Eukaryota, Metazoa, Chordata, Actinopteri, Cichliformes, Cichlidae. Gene Ontology annotation, molecular function: zinc ion binding; protein binding. The record is from RefSeq and is a predicted model, not a curated record.
UUUGUUAAACUGUCCUGCUCGUCCUGGAAUGAUGUUAAACCUGAUCCCCUCGUGUCCGCUCAGACAGACCACAUAUUUGAGCAAGAGUAAGCAGUGAAGGAUCCGCGUGCACGAUCCCUGCUUCUGUUCCAGGAAGCAGCUGUACAUGUGAUUAACAUUUAUGUUGCUGUAAUCGCAGUGAUUUGGUUUGGUCACACUCUCAUCUUGUUGGAGAUGAAGUGAAGCUUAGGUUGAGAUGACUUCAGGACUAGCUGUGGGUCAUCGCGGGCUGCUGAACGCGUCCGGAUCUGUUCGCACGACGAACACAGUCACUGAAUGUUGUCAGGCAGCUUUUUAAAUGCACAACAGAAUCUAAAUCGCCCCGAAUCACACACAGAUGAACAGUGCUGUCUGUUUCAAAGUUCCUCUCAGCUGCUCCUGUGUCUCGCCACAGCAGACGGAGCCACAGACACCCCCGUCUGUCCAGCCUCGUGACCUCUGACCCACGGUUCACAGGCGCUUCGCCGCAGAGCCGCUAGCCACAGCUGAGAGCUGGAUUUCAAGAUCCAGAUCAAAGAAGCAGCUUCAUCUAUGACAGAAACGCUGGAGUCGGCCAUUUCUUGGCUCCGCCGGGUUAAAAUAGAUGCUCUGCUCUGUAUGAGCCGGUUGCCAUGGUGAACGCUCAGAAUGGGUCCUAGCAGGAGGCCGAGGACGAAGCUGCAGCUCAGGAUUUAUUCACUGACUCUGCCUUCAAGCCAGCACGUGCGUUUAUUGAGCAUUUCCAUCAGUUUGCAUCGCGCUGGCAGAGGAGGCUGCAGAUCAGUUAAGCAUAAGUGCCACCGUGCUGACUCGAGGCUGCAGGCGCUCUGCGAACGACGACUCCGGGGGUCGCUCUCCUACGCGAGUUCACUGUUUGGAUUAAAGUUACAAGAAAGUAUCAUCAAACCUGAACUCCCCAACAUGAAUCUGCCGUUAAAGGUCAACAUGGAGUGCUCGACCCGUAUGAGGCCAGAGGCCUGUGACCGUUCUGUGCUUCCUGAAUUCUGUACAUUCAGGUGGGUUUGCUGUGGCUGGUCUCCGGUCAGCCUCUGUGCACGUGUCAAUGAAGGAAAACAAGGAAAGCACAGCAAAGAGUCUGAAUGACGUCAAAGCUUUCCUCCGUUGGUCUUCUGGUUUUCUGUUUAGAGGAGUUUGUACUCCCAGAUCAGGCUGUCAGUCGCAGUUUCUCGCUCCGUGACUUCAUGGAAUGAAGAUGAACCUGAUAAACUCCUCCUCCUCUGCAGCUUCUCAGCUUUCUGUGUGCACCAAACUGCACUUUUUCUUCUGCCUGUCUGAAGGUAAUCCUCAAAUAAAACAAAGACUGCUCUUCGUGACUCGGCACACAACAUGUUCAUGUUCUGUAAUUUCACAACAUUUACAGUUCUCGUGAGUUACGAGGAGGCGAGGAGAGGUUGGGUGCUCUGUGAUCCAGCCUGCACACCUGACGAUACUGUCCUCUGCACUAAACACAUACUCACGUGCGACGGACUGGCGCGAGUUUGGGUUCGGAUCAGAACUCGCCUUUAAUCUGCUGAGAAGAAGAGAAACUCUUGGCUGUCUCUCAGAAUUAAAAUGCCUCAACUGGACAGAGAAAAGUUGUGCUGCUCGAUCUGUCUGGAUCUGCUGAAGGAUCCGGUGACUCUUCCCUGCGGGCACAGCUACUGCAUGAUCUGCAUUAACAACCAUUGGGAUGGAGAGGAUCAAAGGGGGGUUCACUCUUGUCCCCAGUGCAGGAAAACCUUCAUACCGAGGCCAGUGCUGGGCAAAAACACCAUGUUAGCAGAGUUGGUGGAGGAGCUGAAGAAAACUGAACUCCAAGCUGCUCCUCCUGUUCAUCACAACUAUGCUGGACCUAGAGAUGUGCCCUGUGAUUUCUGCACUGGGAGGAAGCAGAGAGCCACCAAGUCCUGUCUACAGUGUCUGGCCUCCUACUGCGACGAUCAUCUCCAGCCUCACUACGAUUCUCAGGCCUUUCAGAGCCACAAACUGGUUGAAGCCUCAGCAAACCUCCAAGAAAAAAUCUGCUCUCUCCACAACAAAGUGAAGGAAGUUUUCUGCCGCAGUGACAAGCAGUGUAUCUGCUACCUCUGCUCUAUCAGCGAACACAAAGGCCACGACGUCGUGUCACUGGCAGCAGAGCGGGCCGAGAGGCAGAAUGAGCUCGAUCCAUGUCGGCAGAACAUCCAGCAGAGAAUCCAAGACUUGGAGCAAGAUCUGACAGUGCUUCAGAAGCAGGUGGGGGUCAUCAACGUUUCUGCCGAUGAAGCAGCAAGGAAUAGCCAGAUGGUGUUCAGCCAGCUGGCCCAACUCAUCGCGAGACGAAGCUCCGAAGUGCAGCAGCAGAUCAGAAUCCAGCAGGAAACAGAAACGCGUCGGGUCAAAGAGCUCGAGGAGAAGCUGCAGAACGAGAUCGCCGAGUUAAAGAAGAAAGACUCGGAGCUGAAGCAGCUUUCAUACACCGAGGACCACCACCGCUUUCUACUCACUUUCAACUCGCUGUCAGCACUCGGCAAAUCUACACACACCGGCGUCAACGUCCCUCCUCCGAGCUUUGAGGAGGUGACGGCGGCGGUAUCGCAGCUCAAAGACAAACUCCAAGACCUUCUGAGUCAGGGCUGGACCCAAGGAGAGGCGCCGCUGAGACCAGCAGAGCUCGAGGGUUCAGGGAAGCAACCGCAUAUAGUCCCAGCACCAACAUCCUUCAUAACAAAAGAAGAAGAAGUUAAAUCGGCAGCCUUCCAACACCAACUACGUGUGGUGCCACCACCACCAGCACCGCCAUCUUUUGUGACAAAAGAAGAAGAAGUCAAAUCGGCAGCCUUCCAACAACAACUACAUGUGGUGCCACCAUCACCAGCACCGCCAUCUUCUGUGACAAAAGAAGAAGAAGUCAAAUCGGCAGCCUUCCAACAACCACGUGUGGUUCCACCAGCAGAGCCCAAGAGUUUCUUGAAACAACCCCGUUUUCCACCAGCACCACAUCUAACAGCUUUUCUGGCAACAGCAGCACGCAAAAAUUCAUUGAAACAACAUGUGGUGCCUCCAGCAGAGCCCACGGCUUUGGCCCCACUACACCCAGCUUUGGUGACGCCGCCGCUACCUUUUGCACCGCCGACAGAGCCCAAGACCAGAAACGACUUCUUACAGUAUAUGUGUCCAAUCACGCUGGAUCCAAAUACAGUGAGCAAAUGGCUGUCACUGUCUGAGGGGAACAGGAAGGUCACGUACAUGAAGAAGGAGCAGUCGUACCCUGAUCACCCAGAGAGGUUCGACAGCCUUCAGGUCCUCAGCAAAGAAGCUCUGAGUGGACGGUGUUACUGGGAGGUGAAGUGGAGCAAGUUUGUUGCUAUAGCGGUCGCCUACAAGAGCAUCAGCAGAACAGGAAGUGAGAGUGGAUUCGGAUUCAACGACAAGUCGUGGGCGUUGUGGUGUCACAAUAACGAGUUCAGACAUGACAGCACCACCAUGUCCCUACAGGUUCCUCAGUCCAGCAAGAUCGGGGUGUACGUGGAUCAGAGCGCAGGUAUCCUGUCCUUCCACAGCGUCUCCGGCUCCAUGACUCUCCUUGCAAAGGUAGAGACCACCUUCACAGAGCCCCUCCACGUCGGACUCUGGGUUUGUUCGGGAUCUGCCAAGUUGGUUCAGCUGCUGUAGGAUUUCUUUCUGCUUGAACUUCAUUUCUUCUGUCUCUGUCCGUCACUUCAGAAGUCAGCUAACAUUCCAAAGAAGCCAUUUUUCCAAGUUUCAAGCCACUCCGGGAACUGUUUCUGUACGUACUGUCAAGCCAUUUAGAAAUCGUUUGGACAAAGUAAAUUAAAAGGAAAAAAGAGCUCUAAUAAUUCUGAAAACUAAGGAUACUUUAUCUUAUGUGACACCUAAUGGUUAUCUAUUGUUAAUCGAGUAGAAAUAGGGCUGAUCAAAAUGCUUUUGUUUUAUUUUGAUUUGUUAAUUAUUUUUCUUUCAGUGAUUAAAACCAACUUCUUGUCUCCUUUUUCUAA